Messenger RNA from Phyllostomus discolor (pale spear-nosed bat), 3996 nucleotides. It is a transcript of the gene FOXP3, whose product is annotated as forkhead box P3. NCBI's taxonomy places the organism in Eukaryota, Metazoa, Chordata, Mammalia, Chiroptera, Phyllostomidae. The record is from RefSeq and is a predicted model, not a curated record. Gene Ontology annotation, cellular component: nucleus. Gene Ontology annotation, biological process: regulation of transcription by RNA polymerase II. The transcript has 12 exons. Gene Ontology annotation, molecular function: RNA polymerase II cis-regulatory region sequence-specific DNA binding; DNA-binding transcription repressor activity, RNA polymerase II-specific. Bases 1951 to 3315 code for a protein of 454 amino acids.
GCUCCCAACUAUAAGCCACAUCUGUUAAGCCCCUGCUGUACAAAGGGUCCCUACAGGUCUCAACCUGAGGACCUCAUCCCACUUUGGUACAUCCCCUGGAUGCCUGGCGCUCAGGCCAUCUUUGGGUCAUACAUGUGUCCCACCAACUCAGAAGCCUCAACUAGUGAAAGUUUUGUUUUGAACUAAUGGUAGGGAGGGUUGGGUUUGUUUUUUUUUUUUUUUAAUUGUCAUUGUAGGCUGAUUUUUUUAGAUCUUUUUUUUCUAUUCACCUUUUUUUUUUUCUUACCUUCACAAAGCCAUACCAUCAGGCCCCCUCUGGGCUUUUCCACAAAGGCCUGAAACCACUCUUGCAGAUGGGUUGGAGUGAACAAUGGAUGACAGAAUCCCAGGCUGGGAGCUGGGGACUGCAAGUUUCAGCCACAGCCUGUCAAGAGAGGCCCCUGGACACGUUUCCCCCAUUGAGCGUUGGUUGGAGGGGAUGCUCGCUGAGGUGAGGAAAUGCAGCCACCAAUCCUUGGACAACCUUAAAACUGCACAACCUUCAAACCUCCCCCCCACAGAAGAAUCUUAGAACCUCCCUGUAAUUGCACCCUAGAAUUUAAAACCUGAGACUGUUGGGCUCAAGGGAACUUGGGAGUUUCAAAGCCCGGUACCAAGGAAGGCAGGUCCUCUAUUCACCACCUCUGUGAUCUGGAACAAGUUUUUUGACUACUUUGUGCAUCUUCUCCACCUGUACAAUGGCCAUGAUGACAAGAUGGACAUCAACAGGCUUUGGUGAGGAUUGAAUGUGGCCAUUUCUGAGAAGUGUUCAGCACUGAGUCUGGCACACUGAGAAUUCAACAUAAAUCUCAGCUAUAGGGAUGUUGGCAGAUAUUUGGAAUCCUAAAACCUUGGAAAAUUGGAUUAUUUCUUUUUGAAGUCACAAAGAAAAUCGCAAAGGCUGAGGGCCUCGGCAGCAUCAGGCCAUGAUGUCCCUGACUACGUGAGAUUUGGGCUCUGUGAGGAUGUGUGCAUUAAUGCUAGGGUCCUGGUCAGGACCUUCCCUGUAGGGUGGCCUCUGGGUCAGAGCUCUUAGUCCCCGAGACAUGAUAGAAUGAGACUUUACUCCCUGCCCUCACCCAGUGAUGCUCAGUGGAUUCUGGAAGCCAGUGGUUCUCAGACUCUUUGAUUCUGUUAAUUGUAGGAGGUGGGGAGGACUCCCUGCUUUUUUCUCCAUGAAGUAACUUCUGUGCCCCUAACCCUCUGUGGAAAGAUGGGUUACAAGUUUAUCCAGAGUUCCUCUACUGUGGGCAGUAAGACUGAUGGUAACCAUAUUAAUUCCACCUAAGGGGAAACUGAGGCUUGGAGCAGGGCAAAGCCUCUGGAAACCCAGCCUUAUUCCCUCUCGCUGGUGUUUCCCACUCACACAUAUGGCUUUAGUGCCUUUCUUUUUUUUUUUCCCCAGAGAUCCUGAAAUAUCCUGUCAUUCACAGAGUAGUAUUUUUGCAUGCCGGUGAUGCCCCUGUGAUUUGAGUUCUUGUCCCUUGUUUUUUUCCUAACUCUACACACUUUUGUUUUAAAAACUGUGGUUUCUCAUGAGUCCUGUUAUCUCAUUGAUACCUCUCACCUCUGUGGUGAGGGGAAGAAAUCAUAUUUUCAGAUGAAUCUUAAAGGGCAAAGAAAAAAAACCAAAAUUUCCGUUUAAGUCUCAUAAUCAAGAAGAGGAGAAACAGAGCAAGAGAGAGAGAGAAAACUAUGAGAACCCCCCCCCACCCCGUGAUUAUCAGCACACACAGUCAUCGAAAAAAAAAAUUGGAUUAUUAGAAGAGAGAGGUCUGUGGCUUCCACACCGUGGGUUUUCUUCUCGGUAUAAAAGCAAAGUUGUUUUUGAUAUGUGACAGUUUCCCACAAGCCAGGCUGAUCCUUUUCUGUCAGUCCACUUCACCAAGCCUGACCUCAGACACAGACCCAAUGCCCAACCCCAAGCCAGCCAAGCCCUUGGCCCCUUCCAUGGUGCUCAACCCAUCCCCAGGAACCUCACCUAGCUGGAGGGCUACACCCAAGGCCUCAGACCUACUGGGGACCAAGGGCCCAGGGGCAACCUUCCAAGGCCGGGACCCCCGAGGUGGGACACAUGCUUCCUCCUCCUGCUUGAACCCCAUGCCACCAUCACAGCUGCAGCUGCCCUCAGUGCCCCUUGUCAUGGUGGCACCCUCUGGAGCACGGCUGGGUCCCGCACCCCACUUGCAAGCACUCCUCCAGGACAGGCCACACUUCAUGCACCAGCUCUCAACAGUGGAUGCCCAUACCCGGACCCCCAUGCUGCAGGUGCACCCAUUGGACAGCCCAGCUAUGAUCAGCCUCCCGCCACCCACAGCUGCCACUGGGAUCUUCUCUCUCAAGGCCCGACCAGGCCUGCCACCUGGGAUCAAUGUGGCCAGCCUGGAGUGGGUGUCUAGAGAACCAGCACUGCUCUGCACCUUCCCAAGCCCCAGUGCACCCAGGAAAGACAGGUCGGUGGGCAGGGCUGGGAGGGACCCUUGCCUUGCCACUCCUUCCCCUGACACCCUAUGUCCCCCCAGUACCCUUUCAACCAUGCCCCAGGGCUCCUACUCACUGCUGGCAAAUGGUGUGUGCAAGUGGCCUGGAUGUGAAAAGGUCUUCGAGGAGCCAGAGGACUUCCUCAAGCACUGCCAGGAAGACCAUCUCCUGGAUGAGAAGGGCAGGGCACAGUGUCUCCUCCAGAAAGAGGUGGUGCAGUCUCUGGAGCAGCAGCUGGUAAUGGAGAAGGAGAAGCUGAGUGCUAUGCAGGCCCACCUGGCUGGGAAGAUGGCCCUGACCAAGGCCCCAUCUGUGGUGUCAUCUGACAAGGGCUCCUGCUGUGUUGUAGCUACUGGCACCCCUGGCACCACCAUUCCAGCCUGGCCCAGCCCCCAGGAGGGCCCCAAUGGCCUGUUUGCUGUGCGGAGGCACCUCUGGGGCAGCCAUGGGCAUAGCACAUUCCCAGAGUUCUUCCACAACAUGGACUACUUCAAGUUCCACAACAUGCGGCCCCCAUUCACCUAUGCCACCCUCAUCCGCUGGGCCAUACUGGAGGCUCCUGAGAAACAGCGGACACUCAACGAGAUCUAUCACUGGUUUACACGCAUGUUUGCCUUCUUCAGAAAUCACCCUGCCACCUGGAAGAAUGCCAUCCGCCACAACCUGAGCCUGCACAAGUGUUUUGUGCGAGUGGAGAGUGAAAAGGGGGCUGUGUGGACCGUGGAUGAGUUUGAGUUCCGCAAGAAAAGGAGCCAGAGGCCCAGCAGGUGUUCCAACCCCAUCCCUGGUCCCUGACCUCAAAACCCAGGAAAGAAACAAGGACAGGGCCAAAAUGCCAGGCAAAAGUGGCCAGGGGCAGGGUUAACAGGACCUGGAUGUGCCCACAGGGACCAAGUAGUAUGUGUGCUGACUUGCCUGCCUGGGACCCUAUUACCCAGCUGACUAACCCCCUGGAUCUUAUGCUGUGUACCAAAGCUGCUCAGAGGGGCCCCAGCCCUGCAAACCCACCCCCAACUCCACUCCAACCCCUGCAACAGGCUCUCCAGGCAAACAAAGCCUUCACAAUCAACCACACACACAUCCUCCCUCAGUCAUUCACAGAUAACCUCAGGCUAGAAAAAACACAGGAGCUCACAAUACUGUCCGUUGGACUCCUUUACAAACUCUCAAAUAUGAGCCUGUCAGUACACUUAAAAUCUGCAGUUAUACAGACAGUCACACCCAAGUAGUCUUGUCAACACACAUACCCCAAAGCACACAGCCACAGCCCGCCUUCGAACCCUUUGGUGUACUGUUACAUGGAGUGUGUCUUGACACCCACAUAGAAGCAGCUUAGUGCUUUUAGGGUCUCAGGUCCUAGAAAGCCACAAUGACACAUACUGCUCACACAGUGUCUCACACAGCUCCUGACACAUAAGUUUGGUCACACAGCCCAUUAGAACUCACCUGCACACCAUACUCACACGGGUACAUCCA